AUGGAGGCGCGCGGGGAACUGGGCCCGGCUCGUGAGUCGGCGGGCGGCGACCUGCUGCUGGCGCUGCUGGCGCGGAGGGCGGACCUGCGCCGAGAGGUCCCGCUGUGCGCCGGCUGUGACCAGCACAUCCUGGACCGCUUCAUCCUCAAGGCGCUGGACCGGCACUGGCACAGCAAGUGUCUCAAGUGCAGUGACUGCCACGCGCCGCUGGCCGAGCGCUGCUUCAGCCGCGGGGAGAGCGUCUACUGCAAAGACGACUUCUUCAAGCGAUUUGGGACCAAGUGUGCCGCGUGCCAGCUGGGCAUCCCGCCCACGCAGGUGGUUCGCCGUGCCCAGGACUUCGUGUACCACCUGCAUUGCUUCGCCUGUGUUGUGUGCAAGAGGCAGCUGGCCACAGGAGACGAAUUCUACCUCAUGGAGGACAGCCGGCUUGUGUGCAAGGCAGACUAUGAAACGGCCAAGCAGCGAGAGGCAGAGGCCACGGCCAAGCGGCCCCGCACCACCAUCACAGCCAAGCAGCUGGAGACGCUGAAAAGCGCCUACAACACCUCGCCCAAGCCGGCUCGCCACGUGCGUGAGCAGCUCUCUUCAGAGACUGGCCUGGAUAUGCGCGUCGUGCAGGUUUGGUUCCAGAACCGCCGGGCCAAGGAAAAGCGGCUGAAGAAGGAUGCUGGCCGGCAGCGCUGGGGGCAGUAUUUCCGCAGCAUGAAGCGCUCUCGCGGCAGCUCCAAGUCCGACAAGGACAGUGUCCAGGAGGGCCAGGACAGCGAUGCCGAAGUCUCCUUCACUGAUGAGCCCUCCAUGGCCGAGAUGGGCCCUACCAACGGCCUCUAUGGCAGCCUGGGGGAGCCUACCCCGGCCUUGGGCCGGCCCUCAGGAGCCCUGGGCAGCUUCACACUGGAGCACGGAGGCCUGGCCGGCCCAGAGCAGUACAGAGAGUUGCGCCCUGGCAGCCCCUAUGGCGUCCCCCCAUCCCCCGCCGCCCCACAGGGCCUUCCUGGCCCUCAGCCCCUCCUUUCCAGCUUGGUGUAUCCUGAAGGCAGCUUGGGCCUUGUGCCCUCCGGGGCCCCAGGUGGGCCCCUACCCAUGAGGGUGUUGGCAGGGAACGGACCUAGCUCUGACCUGUCCACAGGGAGCAGUGGCGGUUACCCUGACUUCCCUGCCAGCCCUGCCUCCUGGCUAGACGAGGUGGACCAUGCUCAGUUCUGACAGAGGCCCCAGGCUCCACCCAGCACCGGACAUGAAGGGUCUUGGCUGUGCUGCCGCUGGGUGCUGCCGCAGCUAGGGGCUGCAUGGAUCGUUG
This is a messenger RNA of Nycticebus coucang (slow loris), 1303 nucleotides long. It is a transcript of the gene LHX3, whose product is annotated as LIM homeobox 3. Gene Ontology annotation, molecular function: DNA-binding transcription factor activity, RNA polymerase II-specific; RNA polymerase II transcription regulatory region sequence-specific DNA binding. The transcript has 6 exons. Gene Ontology annotation, biological process: regulation of transcription by RNA polymerase II; neuron differentiation. The record is from RefSeq and is a predicted model, not a curated record. Gene Ontology annotation, cellular component: nucleus. NCBI's taxonomy places the organism in Eukaryota, Metazoa, Chordata, Mammalia, Primates, Lorisidae. Bases 1 to 1209 code for a protein of 402 amino acids.